Paramuricea clavata is the source of this 294-nucleotide messenger RNA. The record is from the annotation of a GenBank genome assembly. NCBI's taxonomy places the organism in Eukaryota, Metazoa, Cnidaria, Anthozoa, Malacalcyonacea, Plexauridae.
AUGGUUAAAUUUAUUAAAAGAGAGACAAAGGAGGAGUUCCACCAAGGAAAAAAGCAGCUUUUCCACAAGACAACAAAAUAUAUUGAACUUGCUAGACUAUCAGAUAACCGAGUCUUCAAUGCUGAAGGACUAAGUCCAAGGAACAAGGAGUUAUUUGCAUUGUCGUUGAAGUUAAAGGAGGACAAAAAAUUCAAGUUUAUAUGGACACACUCGGGUCGUAUUUAUCUUAGAAAGGACAAUGAUUCACCUGAUCAGUUGAUUACAAGCCAAGAUGAUUCAAACUAUUUAAGAUAA